UUUAAUAUUAAAUACAGAGAAAUAUUUGAUUUCAGAUUAAUUUAUUAACAAAAUGUCCAAGAGAGAAGUGUUAAAACUAUACAAGGGUUUGCAUAGAACAGUACAAUCUGUGUUUAAAGGGGAUAUACCAGCUAUGUGUGCUGCUAGGGAUAAAAUUUGUGAUGAAUUCAACAAAAACAGAAAAGUUAGUUCCGAAACUUCAAUAUCUGAACUUGUUAAUCAUGGCCGGGAGGUCAAUCAAAUACUUAGAGAAACAGUAAUUCAGAUUAAAAAGGUUGACACUGAACGGUAUCAAAUGAAAAUUAGAGAAGAAACGCAUAUGUUCGAGAAUAAUCCUUUUAGAGAAGAUAUUACUGAAGAAGAAUAUAAAAAUGCCAACAGAAGAAAAAGAAAAAGUGGUGUGUGCGAAGAGUCUCCUAGUCAACAGAAGAAAUAAUUAAUUAAAAAUACAGUUCACAGAUUUAUAACCGUACUAGGGUGUGAUGAAUUUUGUGAAUAGUUACUUAGAUGUUUAGUCAUAAAUUUAUAUUGUAUCUCAAUAAAACCAAAUAUUAUUUGAAA
Eurytemora carolleeae is the source of this 561-nucleotide messenger RNA. RefSeq names its product complex III assembly factor LYRM7. Lineage: Eukaryota; Metazoa; Arthropoda; Copepoda; Calanoida; Temoridae. The record is from RefSeq and is a predicted model, not a curated record. The coding region runs from base 53 to 436 and encodes 127 amino acids. Gene Ontology annotation, biological process: mitochondrial respiratory chain complex III assembly. The transcript is spliced from 6 exons.